Ipomoea nil (Japanese morning glory) is the source of this 1986-nucleotide messenger RNA. Its product is annotated as chromo domain protein LHP1-like. NCBI's taxonomy places the organism in Eukaryota, Viridiplantae, Streptophyta, Magnoliopsida, Solanales, Convolvulaceae. The record is from RefSeq and is a predicted model, not a curated record. Gene Ontology annotation, biological process: heterochromatin formation. The transcript is spliced from 8 exons. The coding region runs from base 552 to 1760 and encodes 402 amino acids.
UUAGUUUGCUUAGGUCAUAGUUCCAUACGAAUUACGGAGGCCGGUGGCGGCGGAUGAUAAAGCCGCAUCAUAUACCGGAAGAAAUAGCGGGCAUCGAUCUCGACGAUGAUCGAUAGACGUUAGGGUUUAUGCCGGUAAGGGGAAUUCGCUCACCGGCUUGACAACGGAGCGCAAUACGUUCGUCAAUCAUGAACAGCAUCGGGGACUGAAGCAAACUUUCAAGUAAAAUCGGCAAUCGCUGCCGUCUCCGCCACACUAGAUCAAUUUGCCGCUCCUCGGCUGUUCGUAACGCCGCCUCCAGGAUGGCAUCUGAGGCCAAUGCUGCUCGGGCCCCUUUUCGCACCGCGUCUAGAAGUCCUCUAGCUCCACGAAUCUUCAGGUUUCAAGCUGAGUUGAGCGCUUGCGUAGAGCCGUGCGGUGAUCCUUAGCCUUCAGCAUCACGAAAAAAUGGCGCAACAUAUCUGAUCGGAAAAUGGUGCUCCAUCGACUAAAAUCCCUAAAACCGAAAAAACCUCUCAAAAAGCCUGCCUUCCUGAACAAAAAAGGGAAAAAUGAAGGGAAGGAAACCAAUAUCGUUGAGUGCUGAAUCCUCUAAACCCAUUGAGGAUGGAGGUAUCCUUACUGGAAAGAAUGACGUGGGUGCUAUGCGUCCCCUAGAUUCUCCAGUGAAUGCUCAGGCACCUUCUGAGCACCUGCAAUUGGCGGCAGAGGGAAAAAAUAAAAGGCCUUGGCUCGAAGAAGGGUUUUACGAGCUUGAGGCAAUAAGGAAGAAGCGAUUGCAACAGGGCAAAGUCCAGUACUUGAUUAAAUGGCGAGGUUGGCCGGAGUCUGCGAACACAUGGGAGCCUCAUGAGAAUCUGUCAUCAUGCCCAGAUGUUGUUGCUGCCUUUGAAAGGAGGUCUCGUGCACAUUCAGGGAAGCGAUCCAGGUGUGGGCGUAAGCGCAAGUUAAGUGCUACUCUUACUAGAACAGAGGCGGGGCUGCAUCAUUCUGCUGCAGCUGCUAAGGUUACUCUUCAAGCCAAAACAAGGAGAAGGCAGCACGCUUCUGCUCCUGCUGCUGAGGGUACUAUGGGUAUUGAAACAAGGAAUAUGCCGUGUCAUUCCAGUGCAGCUGCCAAGGAUAAUGUGCCAGCUACAAAGGGAAUACCAUUGGUGGCUGUGCCCUUUCCAUGUCUUGAUGACUCAAGCAUUGAAAAUCAUGUGAGCAAUGAUGUUUCCAGGCCAAAAGUUUCUGGAAGUAGCAGGGCACGGAAUGAACAUCCUUUAAAAACCAAUGGUUCCAGUCUGGAAAAACCCGUUGCAGAUUCAGAGGAGACUCAAAUACUAGGAGCUUGCUUGCCACCUGGGUUUUCUAAGUCUAACAUCGGGAAACCAGUUCGAUCUGGUCGUUGUGCUAGAUCUGCUCCUCGUGCUAUAAGGAAGAAGGUAGGCUCUGCUAGGAAGUUUACAGGAAAUUCUUCUGCUCAUACAAGUGAUGAUACACAAAAUCCGAUAAGGACUACUUGUAGUAACAUGACUGCAUUUGGGAAAGAUGGGUUCGAAAACGUCACCAUUAAUGAGAUAAUCAGAGCUCUAAGCUAUCAAGCUUCUGUAGGCAGAGGUGUCUUAACCUUUGAGGCCAAGAGGUCUGAUGGAAAAGUGGUGAGAGUAACCAAUGAUUUUCUGAGGGCUAACAACCCCUUCCUGUUGCUAAAUUUCUAUGACACAUACUUUUGCAACACUCCAGCAGCAGGGAUGCAGGGAUCUGGGAACAGAUAAUUAGUUUUUGAAGAACAUGAAUGGGGUAGCCUUGCCUUUCAGGCAUUGGUAUUGGUAUUGGUGUGAGGAUAAAGCUUUUCAUGGUCCAUUCUGAACUGUGUGGCAUGUUAUCUUAGUGUCCGGUGUUUUUUUUUUUUUUUUUUUUUUUUUUUUUUUUUUUUUAGUUCUCGAGUUACAUGGGAUUCAGAAUUCAGAUUCUUAUAUCUUAGGCACCUUUUUUUUUUUA